Cladophialophora psammophila CBS 110553 is the source of this 1041-nucleotide messenger RNA. RefSeq lists its product as uncharacterized. The coding region runs from base 1 to 1041 and encodes 346 amino acids. The record is from RefSeq and is a predicted model, not a curated record. The transcript is spliced from 2 exons. Gene Ontology annotation, molecular function: oxidoreductase activity, acting on NAD(P)H. NCBI's taxonomy places the organism in Eukaryota, Fungi, Ascomycota, Eurotiomycetes, Chaetothyriales, Herpotrichiellaceae.
AUGGUCAACCAUCAUAUCAUCAUCAAGUCGCAGGGCGAAGCACAGAUUGCUCAAGUCCCUAUCCCAAAGCUACGCGAUGAUUACAUACUGGUGAAGACAAGGGCGGUUGCCCUUAACCCUGCCGACUGGAAGCAUAUCGAUUUCAUGGCUAGCCCCGGCGCCCGUCUGGGGUGCGACUAUGCUGGGGUAGUUGAAGAGGUGGGCAAAGGAGUCACGAAAGAUCUCAAGAAGGGUGAUCGUGUGGCUGGUCCCUGUCAUGGUGCCAAUGCUGUGUGUCAUGAAGACGGGACCUUUGGCGAGCACAUUACAGUCAAAGGCGAUAUCCAGAUCAAGAUACCCGACCAUCUAAGCUUCGAAGAAGCCGCAACCCUGGGAAUUGGCGCCACCACUGCCGGACAAGCGUUGUACCAAAAUUUACAACUUCCACUCCCGGGCUCCAAGGGAAAAGCAAACUUCCUCGUCCUGAUAUAUGGAGGCAGCACUGCAACAGGUGCUAUUGCCAUUCAGUUCGCGAAGCUGUCAGGGGCAUUCGUCAUCACAACGUGUUCACCGCAUAACUUUGACUACGUCAAGCGCGUAGGUGCCGACGUGGUGCUGGACUAUAAUUCGCCCAGCGUUGUGGAGGACAUCAAGAAUGCAGCACAAAAUAACCUCGGAUAUGCCCUGGACUGCAUCUCACUGGAGCCCAGCGCAAGAAUCUGUGUGAGCGCCAUGAGCGAGUCCGGGGGACAGCUCGCGACGUUGCAGCCAAUUGCGGACGAACUCGUCAAGAGUAUUAAUGAUAAGGUAUCGAACAAGAUGACGGUCGCAUAUACUAUCGUGGGUGAGCAUUUCAGCAAUGGGCCCCAUCGUAUUCCGGCCAAACCGGAGGACCUUGAGUUCGGCAAGAUGUUCUGGGACGUCGCGAGAGCUCUCCUGGCGCGAGGAGACCUCAAGGUGCAUCCUCCGAAUGUCAACCCAACAGGACCAGAGCUAGAAGGUAUACUCAAAGGUAUCGAGUGCAUGAGAGCAGGUACGAGACCGUACGAACAGGGCGCCUAA